Molecule: messenger RNA, 2662 nt
Organism: Cryptomeria japonica (Japanese cedar)
Lineage: Eukaryota; Viridiplantae; Streptophyta; Pinopsida; Cupressales; Cupressaceae
Product: ABC transporter G family member 11
Exons: 11
Coding region: 202-2364 (720 amino acids)
Cellular component (GO): membrane
Molecular function (GO): ABC-type transporter activity; ATP binding; ATP hydrolysis activity
Source: RefSeq, a predicted model, not a curated record
AUCAUAAAUCUCUCAUUCAUCUUGUUAUGGUCAACUCCUCUCCUGGUGAGGAGAGCAUUAUUAAUAGUAAGUGGGGCGCUCUUCCUCCUAUAAUAAGACGGACCCAUUAUCAUAAAUCUCUGAGAAGGGAGAAGAAGCUAGGAUUUGUGAAUAGUUAUCAUAAAUCUCUGAGAAGGGAGAAGAAGGAUUUGCAGAAGAUUAAUGGGCGAAUAUGCGUUAUCACGCAGGCGCUCUUUCACGCCGAGGAUUGCUCUCGACAUGUCGCCUUCCUUCUCCGAUUAUGCUGGGCCGAGCAAUCAUUCCGCGCCUGAAAUUGAAGCAGAGAUGGGCAAUAUGACCGGAGGCUUGAGUCCUCUCAGCCAGGCACUCUGGAAGAAUUCUACUGAUACGUCUCAGAUUAGCGACCUUUCUGCGUGGCUUACAUGGAAGGAUUUGAGUGUGACUGUUACAAAUGCCAAAGGGGAGCAGCAGAGAGUUUUGCAGGGCUUGACGGGCUAUGCUCAGCCUGGUUAUAUUAUGGCUAUCAUGGGACCCUCCGGCUCUGGGAAGUCUACCCUUCUUGACACCCUGGCAGGGAGACUUUCGAAGAGUUGUGUUCAGACAGGAGAAGUUCUUGUCAAUGGCAGAAGGCGAAGACUCUCGUAUGGAACUGUGGCUUAUGUGACUCAAGAGGAUACUCUGAUAGGCACAUUGACUGUACGAGAAUCGAUCCACUAUUCUGCUCAUCUGAGGCUUCCAGACAAAAUGCCCCGAGAAGAAAAGAUGGCAAUAGUUGAAAGUACGAUCAUGGAAAUGGGUCUGCAAGACUGUGCAGAUACUCCGAUGGGAAACUGGCACAGGAGAGGGUUAAGCGGGGGAGAAAAAAGGCGCGUCAGCAUUGCUCUGGAGAUAUUGAUGCGUCCUCGUUUGCUCUUCCUUGACGAACCCACAAGCGGCCUUGACAGUGCUUCUGCAUUCUUCGUGACCCAGACAGUCAGAAACCUGGCCCGAGAUGGGCGAACUGUUAUUGCUUCCAUUCAUCAACCCAGUAGCGAAGUGUUUGCUCUCUUUGAUUAUUUGUGUCUUUUGUCCGGAGGACAGACUGUCUAUUUUGGAGAAGCAAGUUCUGCCCACGAGUUCUUUGAUCAAGCUGGUUUUCCCUGUCCUCCGAGAAGAAACCCUUCAGAUCAUUUCAUUCGUUGCAUAAAUUCAGAUUUUGACAUGGUGAAAGCCACUCUCCAGGGAUCCUACAGGCUUAGGGACACUGAAAUGAAUGAUCCAGUAGACAGGAUCAGUACAGCUCAAGCAGUAAGAAUACUGAUGGAACACUACAGGUCCUCUGAAUAUGCAAUAGUGACAGCUGCCAGGGUGCAUGGGAUUUCCCAGAUUAAAGGAACAGUGCUGGAAUCCAAUGGAAGUCAAGCUAGUUUCCUCAUGCAAUGCUUCACAUUGACAAAAAGAUCUUUUGUUAAUAUGACCAGAGAUGUGGGAUACUACUGGUUGAGAGUUGUGAUUUACACCUUCGUCACCAUCUGCAUUGGAACAAUAUAUUAUGAUGUUGGAACGGGCUACAAUGCUAUCUUGGCAAGAGGCUCUUGUGCCUCCUAUGUCUCUGGAUUUAUGACAUUCAUGUCUAUUGGGGGCUUUCCUUCCUUCGUUGAAGACAUGAAGGUUUUCCAGCGUGAGAGACUGAAUGGACAUUAUGGAGUGACUUCCUUUGUAAUUGCAAAUACACUAUCUUCAAUGCCAUUUUUAGCACUAGUUGCAGGAAUCUCUGGAUCAAUUGCAUAUUUCAUGGUGAAAUUGCACCCUGGCUUCAGUCACUAUGCAUAUUUUGUACUUGAUCUCUUCGUUUGCAUGGGUGUUGUUGAGAGUUUGAUGAUGACGGUAGCCGCCUUGGUGCCCAAUUUCCUCAUGGGAAUCAUAACUGGAGCUGGAAUCCUAGGCAUAUACAUGCUAGUUGCUGGAUUCUUCCGUUUUCUGGAUGAUCUUCCCAAACCAGUUUGGCGCUAUCCCAUGUCGUAUAUCAGUUUCAAUUCUUGGGCAUUGCAGGGUCAGUACAAGAAUGACUUGAUGGGAAUGGAGUUCGAUCCUCAAGUUGCAGGAAUGCCCAAAAUCAGUGGAGAAUACAUCCUUGAAAAUGUUUUUGAAAUAAAAACAAGCCGUUCCAAAUGGUGGGACUUGGCUAUUAUAUUCUCAAUGAUAUUUAUCUAUCGGUUCAUCUUCUUCCUAGUGAUUAAAUACAAUGAAAAGGUGGCCCCUUCUCUGCGAGCAUUUUAUGUGAAACACAAAAUGAAGAUUGGAGGAGGAAAAAAGAUGUCACUGAACACAAUCAGACCUGCAACGUCCACAACAGCUUCUCCUCAAUUAUCCUCUCCAUCUUGAAGUUUUUUUUUCAAUUAUCACUAAUUAAAGGCUUGCCUGCAUCAAUGACAUUUUUUGUGUAAAGACAUCGCGUUUGCGCACGCUCGCAGAUUCUUCUCUUUGGAGAAGUAGGCCUACCAUUUCUAUUUCAUAUUUGUUAUCCAAAAACCAUUUGUCUUUAAACUGCUUGCAUAGAAACCGGGACAUUAUAUCUGAAGUUUCUAUAAGUGCCCAUAUGGUUGCGCCUACAAUCUAGCCCUUCUUAUGAAGAGGUUAACUUAAUUAAGGGAGCUGUUUGCAAUGAAAACCAUUUUAAUCC